Nelumbo nucifera (sacred lotus) is the source of this 1707-nucleotide messenger RNA. Its product is annotated as pyruvate dehydrogenase E1 component subunit alpha, mitochondrial. Gene Ontology annotation, molecular function: pyruvate dehydrogenase (acetyl-transferring) activity. Lineage: Eukaryota; Viridiplantae; Streptophyta; Magnoliopsida; Proteales; Nelumbonaceae. Gene Ontology annotation, cellular component: intracellular membrane-bounded organelle. Gene Ontology annotation, biological process: pyruvate decarboxylation to acetyl-CoA. The record is from RefSeq and is a predicted model, not a curated record.
UUCUGUUAUCACUUUUCCACCUCUCUCCACCUUCCCUUCUGUCCGGCAACCUCUCGCUCUCUGCUUCUAAAUUCUAAUUCUAGAUCCCCUCGCCCCCUCCUACCAAGUACCAUCCUCACAACGAACCAGUCAGAAGAAGAUUUAUCAAUCAACCGAUCAAAAACCACACUAUCAGACGAGCGGCAUGGCUCUCAACCAAAUUACCUCCUCUUCUCGUUCCAAGCUCCUCAAACCCCUCUCCUGCUUUUCCUCUUCUACAUCCCUCCGCCGUCCCUUCUCGUCAUCCUCCGAUGACAAUACAGUCAUCACCGUCGAAACUAGCGCUCCCUUCGUCGGUCAUAACAUCGACCCACCCUGCCGUUCCGUCGAAACUACCCCAAAGGAACUCCUUGGCUUUUUCAACGACAUGGCGGUCAUGCGCCGUAUGGAGAUCGCUGCCGAUUCCCUCUACAAAUCCAAGCUCAUUCGUGGUUUCUGCCAUCUCUAUGACGGCCAAGAAGCCGUCGCCGUAGGCAUGGAAGCAGCCAUCACGAAGAAGGAUUGCAUCAUCACCGCUUAUCGUGACCACUGUAUUUUUCUCGGCCGGGGUGGGACCCCCUUCGAGUCUUUUGCUGAAUUGAUGGGUCGUAAAGCUGGAUGCUCCAAGGGGAAGGGAGGUUCCAUGCAUUUUUACAAGAAGGAAGCUGGGUUUUAUGGUGGACAUGGAAUUGUUGGUGCACAGGUGCCACUCGGGUGCGGUCUUGCCUUUGCCCAGAAGUACUCCAAGGACAACACUGUGACGUUCACUAUGUAUGGUGACGGUGCGGCCAAUCAAGGCCAGUUGUUCGAAGCUCUCAAUAUGGCCGCUCUUUUGGAUCUACCUGCAAUUUUGGUCUGCGAGAACAACCACUAUGGAAUGGGGACGGCAGAAUGGAGAGCAGCUAAGAGUCCAGCUUAUUACAAGCGUGGGGAUUAUGUUCCUGGUCUGAAGGUAGAUGGGAUGGAUGCUCUUGCUGUUAAGCAGGCAUGCAAAUUUGCCAAGGAACAUGCUCUGAAGAAUGGACCCAUUAUUCUUGAAAUGGACACUUACAGGUACCAUGGGCACUCCAUGUCAGAUCCUGGAAGCACCUAUAGGACACGAGAUGAGAUUUCUGGAGUGAGACAGGUGCGUGAUCCAAUUGAAAGGAUAAAAAAGUUGAUAAUAUCUCAUAACCUAGCAACUGAAAAGGAGUUAAAGGAUAUUGAGAAGAAUCUCAGGAAAGAAGUAGAUGAAGCCAUUGCUCAGGCUAAGGAAAGUCCCAUGCCCGAUCCUUCUGAACUUUUCACCAAUGUUUAUGUAAAAGAUUUUGGACUUGAGGCAUUUGGAGUAGAUAGGAAGGAAGUCAAGGUCGUUCUUCCCUGAAAGGAAUCGAAGUUUCAACUUUCCACUUUCAAGGACGAUUUAACCAAAUUCCAAGAAAUAAAAGGUUAAGCGGCGGUUGAUGAUUAUUGGCUUUUCCCAUCCUCAAGAAAAAAGGAAACUCCAAAGGAUAAAAGAGUCAAUAGCUGGACUGAAUCAAAUGGGCUCCAUUUAGAGUAUUCUGGAUUUGAUUUUUUGUUUUUUGUUUUUUGUUUUAAAUUCUGCCGCAGGCUACGCAAGAAUGAAUUUCAAUAUGAUAUUGAAAUAAAAGUAUUACAAAUGACAGUUUUGGGAAAGAAAUAAUAGUUUUGAUUUUAUGUUUCUCUUAA